Messenger RNA from Paramisgurnus dabryanus, 1886 nucleotides. NCBI's taxonomy places the organism in Eukaryota, Metazoa, Chordata, Actinopteri, Cypriniformes, Cobitidae. The record is from RefSeq and is a predicted model, not a curated record.
AACUUUUUUAAAACAUUGGAAAUGCCCCAUGUAGCUGCAGUGUUUGCAAUGCAAAUGUGCAACAGAAAAGGCGCGGAUAUGAGAACUGCUCAAACAACACCGCCCAUCUCUUUUUGAUCGUCUCUAGAGAGAGGGAAGUAAAGUAAGGGUGACAAUUUUCAUGACUAGACUGGGUUUCACGUGUGAACUGUAAUGUACAAGGGACGCAGGUGCUCCUGGCAAAAACUCGACAAUAAACGAAUUUCCCUGGACUUUGGACGAAUACUUGCCAACGCCUAUCCUCAUGAACCAUCGCCUUUUGGAAAUGUUUUGUUUUUACAUAAUAAGUGAGGCCUAAAGAAGUAUAUGAUGUCAAAUUCUUCAGAUGAAGGUGAAAACGCCUACAUAGGCCUGCGUGUUUGGGCAUCUGCAGUUUCUCUCAUUAUUCUGGCUUUUUUUAAUUUAAUUAUCAAUUGGACUAUAGUGCGCGAGGUGCGUCUCCGGAGUCACGCGCGCUUCGUCUUGGUCUUCUACUUGUUGUUCUCGGCACUGGUGUACUUUUCGUUUAAUUUUACUUUCCACUUACAAAUCUACGUGAAGGCAGCAACCACUGCAUCCAUCUGCUUAUUGUUGACACGGACUUUGAUAGCAAGUGGUUCUAAUAUUAUCAUCACCAUUACAGCAAUGGCACUUGACCGCUAUUUUGCCAUAUGCUGCCCGCUUCAGUACAGCAAAAUGUGUUUGAAAUCAUGGCCGUGGCUGAUUGGGAUCCUAACUUGGGGACUUGCGUCAAUUAUUCCUCUUAGCCUUCCUCUCAAGAAGGACAAUACCACAUUAGUCAACACGUGUGGAAGGAAAGCAUUGCAAGGCGGAGAACUGUACAGAAUUGUUUUGAUAUCCAUCUGUACUAUUUUAAUUGUCUGCAGCUACGUGCGGAUCUUAUAUGAAGGGCGACGGUUGGGUGUGCUAAAUCGGCGCAACAGAGCUGCUUGUAGGACUAUUGCUUUACAUGGCACGCAGCUCGCCGUUUAUAUUCUGCCAAGCUUCGUGCUCUAUUUGCUACUCAUUCUUACAAGAAAAAAAUUACUUGCUGUUUCUACAAAAGAGCUUUUUGCAGUUAUAAGUUUUGUCUUCUUCAGUUUGGCGCAAUGCAUUGCGCCGAUAGUCUAUGGACUUCGUAAAGAGGAACUUUUGGAGCACUUAAGUCAUCGCUUUCCCUGCUUGUCUGGACGAUUAAAGAGGAUUUUGGAGUGGACUGUCAACAUCACCCAUCCCAAACGGCGUCUCCAGCAAAGGGAACGGAGAAUGACUUCAGAGACUUUGUUAUCAAGGGAGAUCUCGCAGACAACUGUAUGAUCAUCUGUGGAUUAACAUGCAGACCUGAUGAUUUCUUAAAUUGGAACAAUGAGCUACUGGGACUGAGAGAAGACAUUUAACCAAACUAACAUUUUGAAAAAAAAAUGGUUAUUGUUGCUAUUAAGCAACAUGUUCAUUCAUUCUUUUUGUAUUUAAACUACAGCAGCAUUUUACCAAGCGGACGGCAGCAGACGAGGUCAAUUAUGAUAUAUUUUAAUUAAUUUCUAUUUACAGUACCAAUGGCCUUGUAAUGUGAACAGAGAAAAAUGCUAUUAGAUGGUAUCAAAAUGGGACUUGGCAUGGACCUGUGUGCUUAGCUGGAAUCUUAGCAGGACUUAACAGUAUUAUGCAGUCAUACAUGUAAGCUAAUGACUCAGGUGAACAAAUAUAAAACCUGGACAAUGUGAUGCUUGAGUUUUACAAUAUAUUUAUAAUUUCUUGUUAUUUGUAUUAUUAUAAUUUCCUGAUUAACUAUGACUUCAAUGUGCAGCAUCUAACAACACUUAAAUAUAUACUGUAUCUGAUUUCCACAACAUCCAAAACUAGUCAAG